AUCAUUUGGGGCUGCCCCUCUGCUAGCUGCAGCUGGAGGCAGAGCCUUUAACUUGGGACCUGCCAUCAGGGAGAACGCUUGGAUGCCCAGGGAUCCAGGUAGCAGCUAGCACACUUACAGCAGGGGCUUGGUCUUCCCCUUCGCCAUUCCCAGUGGAAGCAUCAUGCCAAGAUGUCCCACUCUGCCCUCCAACUACAACCAGGGCCACUGUGGACGGUGGUCAGCAGCCUGGACCUUCCUGAGGAAGAUGCCGAUCAUCCUGUGGUUGCUGCUGUUGAACACCUCCCUGACUGCUGUGAGGGGCCAGACCAGAAUUCCUCUGGAAACAGUGAAGUUCUGGGCCGACACCUUCGGCAGGAAUCUGUACGACACGGUGACCAGAUACUCAGGCUCGCUCUUGCUGCAGAAGAAGUACAAGGACGCAGAAUCCAGUCUGAAGAUCAAAGAGGUGGAUGGCUUAGAGCUGGUGAAGAAGUUCUCAGAGGACAUGGAGACUAUGCUCAGGAGGAAAGUCGAGGCCGUUAAGAGCCUGGUGGAGGCCGCUGAGGAGGCCGACCUGAAUCAUGAGUACAAUGCUUCUCUGGUGUUUAACUACUACAACUCGGUGCUAAUCAAUGAGAAGGACGAGAAGGGCAACUACGUGGAGCUGGGAGACGAGUUUCUUCUUGAACCCGACGCACACUUCAGCAACCAGAGGGUGAACAUCUCCCUGAGCAGUGUGCAGCUACCUACCAACGUGUACAACAAAGAUCCAGACAUCUUAAAUGGAGUCUACAUGUCCGAGGCCCUGAACCCUGUGUUUGUGGAGAACUUCCAGAGAGACCCUACACUGACCUGGCAGUAUUUUGGCAGUUCAACUGGGUUCUUCAGGAUCUACCCAGGAAUCAAGUGGAAGCCCGAUGAAAAUGGAGUCAUUGCCUUCGACUGCAGAAACCGUGGCUGGUACAUCCAAGCAGCCACCUCUCCCAAGGACAUAGUGAUCCUAGUGGACGUGAGCGGCAGCAUGAAGGGGCUGAGGAUGGCCAUCGCGAAACACACCAUCACCACCAUUUUGGACACCCUGGGGGAAAACGACUUCGUGAAUAUCAUUGCGUACAAUGACUACGUCCACUACAUUGAGCCCUGCUUCAAAGGCAUCCUCGUCCAGGCAGACCGAGACAACCGAGAGCAUUUCAAGCAGUUGGUGGAUGAACUGAUGGUCAAAGGCGUGGGUGUUGUGAGUCAGGCCCUAAUCGAGGCUUUCCAGAUCCUGAAUCAGUUUCAAGAGUCCAGACGAGGAAGUCUCUGUAACCAGGCCAUUAUGCUUAUCACCGACGGAGCCGUGGAAGACUAUGAGCCCGUGUUUGAGAAAUAUAACUGGCCAGACCGCAAGGUCCGAGUUUUCACUUACCUUAUUGGAAGAGAAGUGACGUUUGCCGACCGCAUGAAGUGGAUCGCCUGCAACAACAAAGGCUACUACACACAGAUCUCCACACUGGCCGAUGCCCAGGAGAACGUGAUGGAGUACCUGCAUGUGCUCAGCCGUCCCAUGGUCAUCAACCACGAUCAUGACAUCAUCUGGACAGAGGCAUAUAUGGACAGCAGGCUCUUCACCUCAGAGGCACAAAGCCUGGUGCUCCUGACCACGGUGGCCAUGCCAGUCUUCAGUAAAAAGAAUGAGACGAGAUCCCAUGGCAUUCUCCUGGGCGUAGUAGGCUCUGACGUGACCCUAAGAGAACUCAUGAAGCUGGCACCCCGAUACAAGCUUGGGGUACAUGGAUAUGCCUUUUUGAACACUAACAAUGGCUACAUCCUCUCUCAUCCUGACCUCCGACCUUUGUACAGAGACGGCAAGAAGGUGAGACCCAAACCCAACUACAACAGCGUGGACCUCUCGGAAGUGGAGUGGGAGGACCAAGCGGAAACCCUGAGAACUGCCAUGAUCAACGGGGAGACGGGUUCUCACUCCAUGGACGUGAAAGUGCCACUGGACAAAGGGAAGCGGGUUCUGUUCCUGACCAAUGACUACUUCUUCACGGACAUCAGUGACACACCUUUCAGCUUGGGAGUGGUGCUGACCAGAGGCCAUGGAGAAUACAUCCUCCUGGGAAACACGUCUGUGGAGGAAGGCCUGCAUGACUUGCUUCAUCCGGAUCUGACCCUGGCCAGUGACUGGAUCUACUGCAUCACCGAUAUCGACCCAGACCACCGGAAACUCAGUCAGUUGGAAGCUGUGGUCCGCUUCCUGACAGGGAUGGAUCCAGGCCUGGAGUGUGAUGAGGAGCUGAUACGGGAGGUGCUGUUUGACGCAGUGGUGACAGCCCCCAUGGAAGCCUACUGGACAGCACUGGCACUCAACAUCUCUGAAGCAACAGAGCCUGGAGUGGAUGUGGCCUUUCUGGGGACCCGGGCUGGUCUCCUAAGACGAAGUCUGUUUGUGGGCUCCGAGAAAAUCUCUGAUAGGAAGUUCCUGACACCCGAAGACGAAGCCAGUCUUUUUACCAUGGACCACUUCCCGCUGUGGUAUCGGCAGGCCUCUGAGCAGCCCCCAGGCAGUUUUGUCUUCAAUCUCCGCUGGGAAGAGGGACCAGAUAGCCCAGGCAAGCCAGUGGCGGUAAGGGCCAGCACUGCGGUAACUGUGACGGUGGAUGGGAAGACGGCCAUUGCGGCAGGUGUGGGCGUCCAGAUGCAAGUGGACUACAUCCAGCGCCAGUUCUGGGCGGCCAUGAAGCAGUGCAGCGCUGUGGAGGGUCCGUGCCUGAAGAGCUGCGAGGACACUGAUCUGGAUUGCUUCCUUAUAGACAACAAUGGCUUCAUUCUGAUUUCCCAGAGACCCCAUGAGAUGGGAAGAUUUCUGGGGGAAGUGGAUGGAGCUCUCAUGGCGCAGCUUCUCAGCAUGGGGGUGUUCAGCCGUGUGACCAUGUAUGACUACCAGGCCAUGUGCGAGCCCCCAGAUCACCGGCACAGUGCAGCCCAGGCCCUGAUCAGUCCUCUCUCUGCCUCCUUGAUGGUGGUCAGGUGGUUACUGCAUGAAUGUCUGCUGUUCCUGCUACAGUGGAGUACCUGGGGAUCUUGGCAUGACAAAGGGUCAGAGGCCAAAGCUGUCUUUCAUCAUUCCCACAAGCACAAGAAGCACGACCUGCUGCACCCCUGUGACACAGAAUACCCAGUGUUUGUGCACCAGACAUCUAUCCAGGAGGCCAAUGGGAUCAUCGAGUGUGAGGCCUGCCAGAAGACAUUCGUGAUGCAACAGAUUCCCAGCAGCAACCUGCUCCUCCUCGUGACAGACCUUGCCUGUGACUGCAGUGCCUACUCUCCCAUCCUCCAGAAGGCCACAGAAGUCAAAUAUAAUGCCUCUGUCAAAUGUGACAGGAUGCGCUCCCAGAAACCCCGGCGGCGACCAGGAUCCUGUCAUGCCUUCCAUCCAGAGGAGAACGCUCAGGACUGUGGUGGCGCUUCAGACAUCGCAAUUUCAUUCCCUCUGCUCCUGCUACCGCUGUGGGCCUGGCUGCUUCCACCCCAGCUUCUGUGGUGACCCCAUUCCAUCUGACUUUCACAGAAGGGAACCCUUUAGAGACAUUCUAAAAAGUCACUAGCUGGUGAGGUCUCAGCUUCUUAGCAGUAAGGUGUCUCCUGGGCUACCACCAGUCUCUGCCUCUUAGAGACUGUUGGAAGGAUCCCCAAGGCUUUCUCCAAGGUGUUGGGACCAGGUACUCCAAGUCUUCUCUUGUCUCUGCUUCAGGACUCCCAACAAGAGCUUAACUGGAGGAAGGAUAAAAGUUACCAAAGAUCAGAAACAGUCAAAGGGGCAGGUGUUUCCCUGAGUUCUGGGGCCAGGGCUGAGCAGUGAGACCCAUGCAGAGGCUAUGCCUAGAGCACACUUGCCGUCAACACCGGAGUGUUUAGGAAGACGCCUUCAUCCACUACAGACAGCACGAGGGAGGGUAGGCAGAGGGAGAGACAAGAAGACUCAGAGAAGGAGCAGGAAGGAGGAAAGAAAUGGAAAUAAAAUCCUGUGAGCUAUCAUCAGAAUGCCCCGCACUGAGGAACUCCAACCUUUUUACACCAAUAGUCUGAAGAGAAGGGGGAGGGGUGUAUGGGAGCAUCUGGAGGGAGGAAAGGGGAGACAUGUUGAAAUUAUAAUCUCAAAAAGGAAAAAAGAAAAAGAAAAGCUACCAGGCUGUGACCUGCAGCUGCAGCGCUGUGUAACAGUGUGGUCCAGAGGAGGAGCUACAAAAGGCAGAGCCAGGUCAGGAUCCUCACUAAGGUCAGGGGCACGUACAGUCUCCAAGACCAUGGUGGGCUUUCUGUGGCUCGUGUUCUACAAAAGUAACUAACUACCUGUCUGGUGAAAGCCCUUGAGGUUAGAAACAACACAUAUAAUCCUUGCCACCAUGCCUUGAAGUAGGUACUACAAUUUACCUGCCCUUUUUUUUUAGCAUGUGUGAUGUAUGUGACUGGUGUGUUUGUGGAUCUGUUUGUGGACCAUGUGUGAUGUAUGUGACUGGUGUGUUUGUGGACCUGUUUGUGCAGAGGCAGAGGCCAGAGGAUGCUGUUGGUCAUCUUCCUCACCCACUCCCUACCUUAUUUUUUGAGAUAAGAUCUCUCUCUAAACCUGGGCCCUCCAAUUCAGCCACAUUAGGUGGCCAGCAAGUCCUAGGGAUCCUUCUGUUACCACCUCCCCCAGUGCUGGGAUUACAAGCAUGCCCACUAUUCCCCCACUGUUUCAAGGAUGUGGGGGAAUCUAACUUGGGUCCCAAGUCCUGCUUCAGGACUUCACUAGCUAAGCCUCUCAAGCCCCAUGAUUUCCUCUCUUUUAAAUGAGGAAACUAAUCCCCACAAAGUGGCACACACAUCUUUAGUCCUAGGACUCAAGAGGCAGAGGCAGGCAAAUCUCUUAAUUUGAGGUCAGUCUGGUCUACAAAGUGAGUUCCAGAACACCCAGAGCUACGCAGGGAAACCCUGUCUUGAAAUAAAUAAAGUAAAAAGGGGAAACUAAAGUUUGCAGAGGGGAAACUGGUUCUAAAUCUUGGCUCUGUGAAGAUCCCGUGUAACAGGCAACAUACCUAGAGCUGCCAACCCACAGCAGCAGGCAAUGGGCAGACUAAGCACUCCCCCACCCCCCUUAGCAUCUUGCUUCACAGCUUAGAAGGCAGGAAAGAUCAGAGGUACUGCCCAGCCCAGAAGAGGUACAAAGCAUCGCAGCUGAGCUUCCUCUUCCAUGCCACCAAGACAGUG
Molecule: messenger RNA, 5217 nt
Organism: Myodes glareolus (Bank vole)
Lineage: Eukaryota; Metazoa; Chordata; Mammalia; Rodentia; Cricetidae
Source: RefSeq, a predicted model, not a curated record